AUGGGGAAACUUCUUUGUAACCGUAAACCCGCUGCCGGAGUGAAAAUAGAGCUGUACGAAAAGGAAAUCUGUAAGUCAAAGCUGCAUAAUGAGCUCAACUUCCACCGAAAGUUGGCCGAAGUCAAAACCGACAACAGUGGAUCGUUUGCGAUCUCAGGCACUGCUAAGGAGUUGUCCAAAAUUGAUCCACAGCUGAACAUCUAUCAUAACUGCAAUUACAAGGGGCCUUGCUACCAGAAGCUCAAAAUAAAAAUCCCAUCGGAGUAUAUAAGCAAAGGAAAACAAAUAAAAAAGUACUUCAAGAUUAACCUGGAGCUUGCCACGAAGUUCAAAGGACAAAAGACCGACUGCUGGAGUUUUUCGAAUUCUGGUUCUGCAUGGGAAACAAUUGAGCCUUACGUGGGAGCAGGAAUUAAAAAGCACUUGCCACUGCCAAAGUACUAA
Cylicostephanus goldi is the source of this 444-nucleotide messenger RNA. NCBI's taxonomy places the organism in Eukaryota, Metazoa, Nematoda, Chromadorea, Rhabditida, Strongylidae. The record is from the annotation of a GenBank genome assembly.